Pochonia chlamydosporia 170 is the source of this 2475-nucleotide messenger RNA. RefSeq lists its product as hypothetical. The record is from RefSeq and is a predicted model, not a curated record. NCBI's taxonomy places the organism in Eukaryota, Fungi, Ascomycota, Sordariomycetes, Hypocreales, Clavicipitaceae. The transcript is spliced from 2 exons. Bases 1 to 2475 code for a protein of 824 amino acids.
AUGGAAGCUGCGGCGAAGACGGUUGAGGUGCUCUCCCAGCGCAUUUUACCAGAAAAACCACAUCACCUGUCCUUUUCUCCAGCUUGGCGAUAUCGUCCACCGCCCGAGGACGACGCGGCUGAGUCUCGUGGCCCUAAGAGGCGCUUCGAGGAAUGGCAAAAUACCCGUCUCCAAUACUUGACAUUGUUAUCCGAGGCCGAUCGAGGUACACUAUUUACGCGACCCUAUUACGAUAUGCGAGAAGAGCCCGUGAAACCCGUCCCUCGCGAGGUUAGCACGCUCUCAAAAGGAGCAGGUACGGGCGAGAAGAAGAGGCUAUCGUUGAGCGACUACUACAGGAAUAAAAAGACUGGCGCUGCCGCCUCUGCCUCCCCCCCGGAACCCGCUAUUGCUAAAAAGAAGGAGAGUGAACGCGCCGCCGCCGCCGCCGCCGCUGCAGGAGGCCCGGCGGCGUCUACUACCCCGGUACCUGCGAUUGCCGAUAGUAGUAAAUCACAUCAUGAAGUGAAGCGCUCAGAAGGCUCAAAACCACGGGAGCCAGAUUCCACCGCGACAAAACCAAAACCCAGCCGAGACCACAUCAUCGCAGACACGAGACUUCCCCCAAAACCACCUUCUCUACCUCCACGCCCACCGUCACCUGCAGGCAAGCGGCGUAUGAACGAUGGCGACGACGACCGCCCGCAAAAACGAUCGCGGCCUGACGAUCGGUCGCAAUUUAACCGCGACGAGGCAUAUCGCCGUAAAGAAAAGCUUUCAGCCUCAUCGCGGGACCGAGACCGAGAUAGAGAGAGGGAUCGAGAUGCGUCUGCUUCCGCUCCUAGAGAAGACAGAGUCCACCCAUCCACUUCGCUGCCUAAUGGCAAAUCUGUUCUCAAGAGUGCAAUGACCUCUGGUCGGAGUACGUCACCGGCUGGCCGGCCCCGCGGCGAUUCCAUGAAUGGAGUGCGUGGAAGCAGCAGUGCCAAACGUACGACACCCACGAAAGCAGACACCUCCGUGAGAGGUCAUAUACCACCACUGUUGUCGCCCUUGCAUAUAGGUUUUGAGGAAAAGCGUUCGCGCGGCGAUGACGACGAUUCCAGCCCCAGAAAGGAGAGAAUACGACCUGAUAAUGCAGGCGAUGCCGCCGCACCGUCGAAACCAAAAAAGACGGACACCAAGAAGCCUAAACCCGCAGUCAUAAUACCUCCCUUAUUAUCACCUACUUUGCCGCCAGCCAUAGAGGCAGAGCUGAGACGGCUAAAGAAGACCUCUUCGGAUUCAUCAGACGAGCGAACCAAGGAUAGUAGGGACGGUCGACAAGGACGGGAUGCGCUCGGCAUCAAGAGAGAGGAAGACGAUGAGCUCAAACCUGUGAAUAAACUUGGGCACCGUCGGAGGCUGAUCAUUGUGCUUAAUGUGCCAAAGAAGUUACGAGCAGAGUUUGCCAGCGUUGUUGGCCAAGCAUCAUCAAGGCGUAAAGAUUCUCAAAGUCAGUCUGAGCGUGAGCAUGAGCGGAUUCGCGCGGGUAGCGAAGAAGCCGGGCAGCAAGCUCCAGCCAGGAAGAGACCUAUUGGGGCAACCAGUGGUCCAGCAGAUGCGAUUGCCAUGAAGCGGCCGCGGUCAUCCGAUCUAACAGCACAUUCGAAGCUCGGCACACCGGCAACACCUUCCAAGAAGCCAGCAGCCAUGUCACGGGUGAGCUCGACAAACUCGAUUGUCCAAACACCAACAGACGCGGUCAAUUCGACUCCCUCAGCAUCAGCCUCGGCAGAUCGGCGUCCCAACGGAAACGAAGCUGCGCCACCCACGGGAGCUACUCCUGAAGCCAAGGCCAUGAGUGAUAAAGUGGAACGACUCAGGGCAGUUGGACGAAAGUUGAAGCACGAAGCGGAUCAAACAAUGAAGAAAUAUCGUGGGGACACCUCGACCAGCAUACGAGGCAAACCUGGAGAGUCCAAGGUGAAAUCAGGCUUUGCGCUCAGCCUUGAGAGUAUAAUUGUCUUCAUGAUGACAUUUUACGGCGCAGACAUAUGCCGUGGCAUGGAGCACAAGAUUGGAGACCACCGUGCUUGGUUCAGCAUGUUUCCGCUCAUCGAGUUUCUUAAGAACGAAAUGCGACGGGCUGACGUCAGCAACUGCCAACCGCUGUAUGCCAUGGUCCUGAUGCUGCAUGCGGUAUCGCUAGAUGAGUUGGUCAGAUGCUACGUCCGCUUUGACACCGUGACGGAAUGGGUGACGAAGGAGAUCAUCUCGAGAACACGCGAAAAGAACAAGAUCUGGCCACGAGUGCACGAAGUUUCUGCGAGCAUCCACGACCCCCGUCUUCGUGUCGACGUACAUCCAUGGUCCACGCUGGACGACAUUGCCGAGGCAUCACUACGCGUGUUGCGGGUAUGGUGCGCAGAAGAGAGGGUGGAAUGGGCUCCGGCGCAGUCACUCAAGGAUAUCUGGCCCGUCCAACCCGGUUCUGGCCGCAGAUGGAACAUGUAA